Aphidius gifuensis is the source of this 5346-nucleotide messenger RNA. Its product is annotated as probable serine/threonine-protein kinase DDB_G0282963. The record is from RefSeq and is a predicted model, not a curated record. The coding region runs from base 681 to 4124 and encodes 1147 amino acids. NCBI's taxonomy places the organism in Eukaryota, Metazoa, Arthropoda, Insecta, Hymenoptera, Braconidae. The transcript has 10 exons.
AGUUUGUGCUCGACAACCAGCCAGUGCACUGACAAAGUACAAAUAAAUUUUUAUCAAAGUGUACACAUAGCUCAUUGACAUAUUAAUCAAACUUGAUAAUUAAUAUUAUUUAUUUAACAAGCUAAAAACAACAAUAUAAAUUAAUUUUCCUCGUUUAUACGUCAUAUUAUUUUCUACUCAUAACCCCAAAAUUAUCAUGACAAAUUAAAUCAAUUAAUAAUAAAAAUAGUGAAAAUUAAAAAUAGAAAAAAAAAUAUACAAAACAACCAACAAAUAUUUGUUGAAUUAUUUAUUUUUUUGCGAGCUAAUUAUUGUCUGUUAGUGAAAAAAAAAAUUCGUAGAAUAUUAGGAUAAAUAGAAAAUCGAUUUUGACAUUUCUCAGUGAAGAAGGUGAAGAAUGAGUUAUUGUUGUUUGACGAAGGUGGGAUUGGGUCGAGAGGUGGCUCACAAGGAUCAAUGCCACUCCAACCCAGUGGCCCAUUGAAUCUUUGAAAAAAAAAAAUUAUUAAAUAAUUCAACUUGGACCAGUCUAUUUUAGCAACAAAAAAAAAUUAUUUAAACAAUAUAACCAAAACAUUCUGCUUAAAGUGAAAAAGUCAAUUGUGUUUUUUUUUUUUUUUUUAUAAAAUUAAUAAGUGUCUAAUUUAAUUAAAAAAAAAAAUAAUUAAUUUUGUUUGACAAUGCUUGGAGUUUUGAAACGACGUUGGAAGCCCUCAAAAAGAGCUUCCAGUGGUUACGGUACUGAUUCACCCCUCAAUGCUGAUUUAACCCUCGACAAGGCUCGUCCAGUUCACUCCCCCAGACAAGUUCAUCCCUUGUAUGGUGAAAAAGCUGGACUCAAGGGUUACUAUGAUUCAGUCGGUAAUACGGAAAAUUUUCCACCAGCUCCAAAUAUUGUUGUUGAGGGUGGAAGAAUUGAGUUUGUUAGACCAUCACAUGAUGGCACUAUGUCAUCUAGAAAAAAUAUGAUUUCAAGAAGUUCACAAACAUUUAUUGAACAACCAGAAAAAACAGAUCCUGAUAAGGAUAUAUAUUUUGGGAAGCUACUACGAGGUCAGACAAGCAGGGUGGCAGCUCGUGUGCGUUGCUGGGGUGGAUCACCAGGCGGUGGGGUCUCACCCUCCGCAACAUCUGAACGGGGAUGUUCAAGCAACGAGUCAACCCCCCGGAUCGUCCAACCAUCAAAAACUCAUCGUCUCAUGGGCGCCAACCUAACUAAACUUAACAGGAAGGAGGUGACACAACGCGAUGUGGAGCGUGAACGACAACUUCGACUGGAGGCUGAGGCGAGGGUACGUGAGGCAACAACCGAGGCCGAACGAUCACGCACAAAAGUCCAUCAUCUUCAAUGUGAAUUGGCAAGGAUGGAAGAAUCAUCAAGAAAUAUGUUACAUCACAAGCAACUUGCUGAUCAGCUGAAACAAGAACGAACAACUUUAACACUAUCUUACGAGACAAAAUUACAUCAAUGUCAAAAUCAAAUAUCAAAAUUACAACUUGAAAAUGAAUCGAUGCGUGGACAGUUACGUGGUCUUGAAGCACUAGCAAGAGAUGCUGAUUCACAAAGAAAACAAUAUGAAAGAUGUCUUGAUGAUGUUGCUAAUCAAGUUGUUCGUGCUCUUCUAUCACAAAAAGGUUUAAGAGAAGAAAUUGGAGCAUUACAAAGAAGAAUACGUGAAUUAGAAACUCAAAAUCGUACAUUAACUGGUUUAUUAUCACAAACAAAUAAUAAUAGUAAUAAAAAUUCACCAAAUGAAUUAUUACAUAAUUUAUUAGAAGUUGGAUCAACAGCACUUGUUGCAACACUUGGUAUUGAUAAUAAUUGGUUACAAUUACAACGUCCACAUUCAUUAAAUUUAAAAAUACCAUUAAUACAAACAACAAAACAACAACGUACACGUAUACGUUAUCCAAUAACACAAAAAUUAUCAGAAGAAGAAGGUUCAGAAAGUCCAGAAAGUGGUAAUCGUGACGAGGGUUAUUCAACAAUGUCAUCAGAUGUACAAGCUGAUCAAUCUGGUCAUCGUCAUGAUCAAAAUAAUGAACAACAACAACAAAAUUAUUUACAACAAAAUUACUCACAACAACAACAACAACGUGGUCUUGAAGAUUUAAAAGAAGCUAAUGAUGAAACUGAAGCUGAUUUAUCAACAGAUUCACGUUUAAUAACACUUGAUAUUGGUGAUCCAGAUGUAUUAUUUUUACCAUUAAAUUUAACUGUUGGUUUUAAUCCACGUCACAGUUAUCCACCAUCUAAAGAACUUUUACCAUUUCAACAUAUUAUUAAAAGUUUUUCAGACAGUCAUUUGUGUUUAAAAUUAACAUCAUCAUCAACAGCAACAGCUACAACAGUAACAACAACAACAACAACAUCAGCAUCCUCAUCAUCAUCAUCACCAUUACCACAAUUUUGUAUUAAAAAAUUAAAUAAUAAUAAUAAUAAAUAUAAUAAUAAUAGUAAUAAUAGUGAUUCAUCAUCAUUGAUACUUGUUGAUGAUGAUAAUUGGGAUGCUGAAUAUGUACAACAAUGGUUACGUCUUGAUGAUACACGUACAGCACAACAAAAUCGUGAUUUACUUGAGCUUGAUUAUGAUAAAGCUGAACUUGAAGAUUGGAGUUUUUCAUUAUCAUCAAAUGAUGAUUUAAAAAAUGAUAUUAAUUAUGAUAAACAAAAAUUAAUAAUAAAUAAUAAUAAUAUACCAUUAUUACAAUUACCAUCAAUACGUGAACAUAAUAAUAAUAAUAAUAAUAAUAAUGUUGAACUUGAAGAAGAUUCAAAUGAAUGUUUAUGGAAUGGUUCAAGUUAUUUAGCUGAUCGUACUGGUAGUGAAUUGAUGGCAUUAUUAAUGGAUACAAGAACAUCUGGUCCAUGGCCGUAUGCAUCAAGUCCAGGUGUAUCAUGGAGUAGUGAUGAUGAUACAAAAUUAUUAGAUUAUUCAAGUAAAAGAUCAUCAGCAGCAUUAUCUGGUUGUAGUGAUGAUAAUGAAUCACCAUCAAUUGGUACUGAUUUUACACGUGAUUUUUAUCGUUUAGUUAAAUUUGAAAGUACAAAAAGUCUUGCUAGUAAUUCAUCAAAAAGUGGUAAUAAAUUACCACAAGAACGUGAACAAGCAUUACAAAGUGUAUUAAAUUUUAUUGCUGAACAACAAAUGUAUCUUGCUACUGAUUCUAGUAAAAUUAAUGAUGAUGAUAAUGAUGAUGUUUGUAUUGAUGAUAAUGCUAUUGUUGAAAUUGUACAUGACGAUGAAAUUAAUGAUUCAUUAGCUACAAAAACAACUGCUGCUAGUACUGCUACUACUGCUAGUACUACUGCUGCUGCUGAAAUUAAUAAUUUAAAUAAUUUUCAUGAAUGUGAUUUAAUUGAAGAUGAAAGAACAGAAUUAUAUUGUGGAUUAAGUGGUGUUUUAAAUGGUCCAUGUCUUGGUGAAUUAGUUGCUGUUCCAGAAGAAGAUGAAGAAGCUGCAACAUCAUCAACACCAAGUACAGUUGUUAGUCCAGAAAGAGCACCAAUGCUUGUUGAAGAAAAUGAUAGAGGUUUAAGUUUUCAUGAAAAAGCAACAUCAAAAGAUGUUAUAAAUGAAUUAAACAGAAUGAUUAGAAAAGGAGAAGAUGGACAAGCAAUACAAGAAAGAGUUGAAAUUGAUAAAUUAGAUCUUGCAUGUUGUUGUCCAACUGGAUGGGUUCACGUUGAACGUGAUAUCGACUUUACCGACCCAAAGGCUAGAGCAAAUUUACUUGACGUGAUGCUUGCAAGUAGUGAAAGUUCAUCAGCAACAUCAAGCAGUGGUUCUGCUGGUAGUGAUUCUGGUGAUGAACCACCAGAUUAUCGUCAUCUUCACAGAUUACACAGAUACAGAAGACAGAAGAAAGCAUCAGCUGUCCAGGCUCAUCGAGUACUACGGCUUCCAUCAAUUUGGGGUCCAACACGUCCAUCAAUUAUUGGACGUGGUGAAGAUUUUUUUGUUCGUUAUGGUGAUAAAGAAAGAGAAGCUGUUGCAUCAUUUGAUUUUCUUGAUGAUAUACCAGUAUCAUUACAAUCAACAUCACCACCAUCAUCAACAUCAUCAGGUGAACUUGAUAAAUUAUUGCCAAAAAUUGAUUUUAUGAAAGUCUCACCACUGUGAAUUAUUUAAAUACCAAAUAAUAUUUAACGAACAAAAACAAAUAUUAUUAUAUUAGUUGAUAAAUUUCUGGAGGAUUUAUACAGCAAUGAGCUUCCGGAAAAUUAAAUGAUAAAUAUUUAAAAAUAAACGUAUGAAUGAGUGAAAAUUUAAAGAAAAAAAAAAUUAAAAAUUAAGGUGAAUGGAAUUAUAAUUGAAUUAAUUAAAAAGUGAUGAAUCAUACAAUUUAAGAAUUUUUUUAUCAACUUUAUUAUACAUUUAGGGAAAAGGUUUAUAUAUUUUUUUUGUUUCUUUUUUGUUGGGAACAGUUGAGACAGGUAAAAUGAGAAAAAUUAUGAGAUAAUUUUACUUUUUUUUUGUAUUUAUUUUUGACGUAAUCAAUAUUGACAACGAAAUUAUUCAAAAUAAAGAAAAUAAUUUAUAUUUAAUUGUAUUUGUCAAUUAAGAUUUCAAAGUAAUUUAAAAAUAGUUGGUUAAUAAUUUAUGAAAAUAAAUAUUUGCCUGAAGUCAAUUCAACUUGUUCCCAAUUAUUUGGAAUAAAAACCAAAAGCGAUUAAAUGUCUGUGAAUAAUUAAAUGGUAGCUAAAAAAAAAAAUAAUCUACCAAAUAUUAUUAUUUCUUUUUUUAUUUGUUUAUUAUUAUCAUGAUAAUUAUCAUUUGAAAUUUUAAAAAAUAUAAAAUACAAAAAUAAAUCAAAAAUAUUAAAAAAAAAAGAUUAAAUAAAAUUAAAAAUUAAUUAUAAUAUUAUAAACGUAUUGAACAAUUGUUUAUAUAAAUUAUAUAAAUAUAUAUAUUUUUUUUUUAUUUAUAAAACGAUCAAAAUAUUUAUUUAAAAAGUUACUUAAUCUUUUUUUUUUUUUCUUUUGUAAUUACGCUUUGUAGUGAUGACUGAUUGAACCACAAACAAGACUAAAAAAAAAAGCUCAGAAAUAAUGUGCUAUUCUGAUUUUUUUUCCUCGCUUAAAAAUAAAAAAAAAAAAAAAAUUUGUCUCGAAAAUUAUAGUAUUUUUUUAUUUAAUUGAGUUGUGUUUUUUUUUUUUUUUUCUCUGAUUUUUUAUUAAAGACAAAUGUGUUUUUUGGAAAUUAAAAUAAAAAGGUACUAUUAUCGUAAAAUUAAUUGUGUAGAUGAAAAGAUGAAAUAAGGAGAUUGUAAAUAAAAUGUAAAAAAUAAAUUAUCUUCUUUCAGCAAACUUAAUAAAUAAUGACAAUAUAUAAAAUGAAAAAA